AUGUUAUUUUCUUUUAAAUUCUUAAAAUAUAAGAGAAAAGAAUUUUUUAAAGUUAGAUUUUUUUCUCGUUCAUCAAAAAUUGUUAAUGAAAAUGAUAUAAAAUUAAUAAAAGAAAUUGAAGGUUUUGCUCUUAUGAACAAACCACUUUUUCCUGGACUUUCUUAUGUUUUGAACUGUGAUAAAAGUAUUAUAAAAAAUUUGGAAAAUUAUGAAAAGAAAAAAAUAUAUAUUGGUCUUUUUUUUAGUAGAAAAGCAGAAAAAGAAGAAACGUUCGAUUUAUUUAGUGAUGGAGAACUUAAUGAAAGUAUUUCUUUAAAAAAUAAAAAAAAUGAACAAGAAACGAGUAAAUUUAUAAGGAAAGAUAUUGACUAUAUCCAUAAUUUAAGUGAUGUUUAUAGUUAUGGAUGUAUUGGUUUAAUUAAACAAGUUAUUUAUGAUGAAAGUACAAAUAACGAAAUACACACUAAUAAAGAUAAUAUAGUUAACAGUAGAAUAAAGAACAAUAGAGAUAACAGUAGUAUUAAUAAUAAUUUAAGUUACAAUAAUAACGUAAAUAAUGAUAGUAUAAAUAAUGGCAGAAAUUUUAUUUUCAAUAAAUUUAACAAUAUAUGUAGAAUUAUUGUUGAAUUAUUAGAAAAAAUAAAAAUAAAAAAUUGGAAUGAAAAUAAUAUGAUAGAAUUUGAUGUAAUAAAGCCUGAAAGAUACGAUAUAAAUAAUAAGAACAUAAAAAUAUAUCAUAUAGAAAUUAUAAAUAAAAUAAAAGAAAUAAUAAACAUGAAUAGUAUAAAUAAUUAUGAAUAUAAUUUAUUAUUAAAAUAUUUCAAUAUUAAGAAUAUAAAUAGUUUAGUGAAUUUUAUAGGUAAUAUAACAAUAAAUAAAAAUAGCACAAUUCAAGAUAUGUUUGAAAGUAAUAAUAUAGAAGAAAAAUUAAAAAAAUGUUUACAUUUAUUAAAUGAAGAUAUUUUUAUGUUAAAAAUGAAAAAAGAAUUAACUAGUGAUUUAAAUGAAAAAUUUGCAAAAGAAAAAAAAGAAUUGAUAAUAAAAGAAUAUAUUAAUAGUUUAAAAAAUAAAAUUCGUCAAAAAAGUGAUCAUGAGGUUCUAUGCGAAAACUUUUUAAAUAAAUUUAAUACUAUAAAAAAAUAUUUAAAUAGUGAAGCUAAUAUAAUUAUUUCUCGAGAGAUUAAUAAAUUUUUAUUAUAUAACGAAAAUUGUAAUGAUUAUUCAUCUACUUAUCAGUAUUUGAAUACUGUUUUAAGUAUUCCCUACAAUAAAUAUCAACCAUUAAAUGAAGAUAUAAAUAAGUGUGAAAUUUUAUUAAAUAAAAGUCAUCAUGGAUUAAAUGAUGUUAAAAAGUAUAUACUUGAAUAUUUAUGUACAUAUAUAUUAAAUAAAAAUGUGAAACCCAAAAUACUUUUAUUAGUUGGUUAUCCAGGUACCGGGAAAACUUCUAUUUGUAAAUCUAUUAGUAAAUGUUUGAAUAUUCCAUAUUAUGUAAUAAAUAUGAAUAAUAUAAAUAAUAUGAAUGAAUUAAUUGGUCAUAGAAAAACUUAUGUGAAUAGUUAUGAAGGAAAAAUAGUACAAUCAUUAAUAUCAACCAAUGUUAUGAAUCCACUAAUUAUACUGGAUGAAUUUGAUAAAGUUUCUUAUGUAAAUACCAAUAUUUAUAAUACUUUUUUAAAUAUUUUUGAUACUAAUCAAAACAAAUUAUUUAAAGAUCAAUAUAUAAAUAUUUCUAUUGAUAUUUCUAACAUUUUUUUUAUUUGUACUGCUAAUACAGUAGAAAAUAUUCCUGAUGUUUUAUUAGACAGAAUGGAGAUAAUAAAUAUAUAUCCUUACACUAAUAUAGAAAAAGUUCAUAUUUUCAAAAAUUAUUUAAAAAAAAAAAUAGAAUUGGAAACAAAAAUUACAGACAGAUAUUUACAUAUAUCAGAUGAAUUUUUAUUAUAUAUUAUUUAUAAUUAUACUAAUGAAAAUGGGUUAAGACAAUUUUACAAUGUAAUUUAUAAUAUUUAUAAAAGAAGGGCAUAUAUGCUAUUAAAAGGAAAUACAAAAGAAAUUAGUAUAACAUUAAAUAAUUUAAAUCAUUUUAUAAAUUUGGAUUCUAUUAAGAAUAAGAAAAGUAAAGAAAAUCACAAUUUUGAAGGUACGUUAAAAUCAUUAGCUUUUACUGAUAGUGGUGGUCAAGUAGUUAUAAUAGAAGUGUCAAGUUUAGCAAAUAACUUUUUAUCAAAAAGUUGUUUUCCUAAUUAUAAAACAAGUUAUAAAAAUUAUGAUCAAUUUCAAAGUAAAUAUAAUGAACAUCACCAUUGUAAUAUGGAAAAUUAUAAUAAUAAAAGCGAUAUAAAAGAUAAUAAUAUUGAAAAUUAUAAUAAUAAUAACACAUGUUAUAAUAUCAGAAAUAAUAAUUACGAAUGUCUUAAUAAUGAAUAUUGCAACAUCAAUAAUAAUAAUUCUUUAACGAAAGAAAGAUAUGAAAAAAAUGAUUUACCAUUUUCUAUAUUAGGUAGUGAUUUAUCUUUAAUUGAUAAAAAUGAAAUAAGUAAAAACAAUUUUUAUAAUUUAUCAGCCAUGAAAAAUCCAUUAUCAUCUUCAGGCUAUAACUGUGAUAAGGAAAAUAUGCGCGAGAUGUUGGCUAAAGAUGGCAAUGAAUUUAAAAAUAUUAAUCAAGGUACAUAUCUUUAUGAAAACAAUUCUUUUUCACUUAAAGAAGAUAAAUAUUUCUAUAGUAAUGGAUACAAUAAAAAAGAUGAUGUGGAUUUUAAUAAUAAAAAUAGAUUUAAAAAAAUCAAUUUUAAUACUAAUAUUAUAAUAACUGGAAAUGUUGGUAAAAUAAUGCAAGAAAGUAUAAUAAUCGCAAAUACAUAUUCCAUUAAUUUACUCAAUCAAAUUAUUCCAAAUUUUCAAAGUGAUUAUUUGCAUAUAAACUUAAGUGAAUGUGAUAUAAAAAAAGACGGACCAAGUGCAGGUGUAAAUUUUGUUACAUCGAUUUUAUCAUAUUACUUGAAAAUAGCAGUAGAUAAUUCUUUAUGUAUGACUGGUGAAAUAAGUUUAAACGGAUGUAUUUUAAAAAUAGGAGGAUUAAUAGAAAAAGUUAUUGUAGCUAAAAAUCAUGGAAUACGUACUUUAAUAAUACCUAGAGAUAAUGCUCAUGAAUAUGAAUUAUUACCAAACCAUAUUAAAGAAAACAUGAAUGUUUUAUAUGUUUAUCACUAUUACCAAAUUUUUAAUAUGCUUUUUAAUAAAUAUAAUGAGUAUAAAUACUAG
This is a messenger RNA of Plasmodium relictum, 3264 nucleotides long. RefSeq names its product ATP-dependent protease, putative. The record is from RefSeq and is a predicted model, not a curated record. Gene Ontology annotation, biological process: protein processing; protein targeting to peroxisome; protein catabolic process. Lineage: Eukaryota; Apicomplexa; Aconoidasida; Haemosporida; Plasmodiidae. The coding region runs from base 1 to 3264 and encodes 1087 amino acids. Gene Ontology annotation, cellular component: peroxisomal matrix. Gene Ontology annotation, molecular function: serine-type endopeptidase activity; ATP binding; ATP hydrolysis activity. The transcript has a single exon.